Molecule: messenger RNA, 546 nt
Organism: Vicia villosa (hairy vetch)
Lineage: Eukaryota; Viridiplantae; Streptophyta; Magnoliopsida; Fabales; Fabaceae
Product: protein kinase STUNTED-like
Exons: 2
Coding region: 1-546 (181 amino acids)
Biological process (GO): protein phosphorylation
Molecular function (GO): protein kinase activity; ATP binding
Source: RefSeq, a predicted model, not a curated record
AUGCAGUUAUGUGAUUUUGGACUUGCUAUGUGGGGACCAACAACUUCAUUGUUUACGAUACAAAACGACGUAGUAGGAACCUUUGGUUAUCUUGCACCUGAACAUUUCAUGUAUGGAAAGGUGAGUGACAAGAUAGAUGUAUAUGCCUUUGGUGUUGUCCUACUUGAACUCAUAUCAGGAAGGGAACCGAUCCACUCGAAAGCUUGCAAAGCAUGCCAGAGUUUGGUCGCGUGGGCAAAACCGAUUUUAGAGAGUGGAGAUGUUAAAAGGUUAAUGGAUACAAAUUUGCAAGGAAAGUUUGAUGUAGAACAAAUGAACAGAAUGGUUCUUGCAGCGUCGCUAUGCUUAACACGGGCUGCGCGGCUUCGUCCUACAAUGAAUCAGAUACUAAAUAUAUUGAAAGGAUGCGACGAGAAAGACGAAAACAUGUUUAAAUCUCAAGAGAGUAAUCGCGAUCAUUCAGAAAAUCAAGAAAACGUUGAUGACGAAGUUUAUCCGAAAUCAAAUGCAGGAUUGCACCUAAACCUUGCAUUACUUGAUAUUUGA